Messenger RNA from Epinephelus lanceolatus (giant grouper), 1842 nucleotides. It is a transcript of the gene scimp, whose product is annotated as SLP adaptor and CSK interacting membrane protein. NCBI's taxonomy places the organism in Eukaryota, Metazoa, Chordata, Actinopteri, Perciformes, Serranidae. Gene Ontology annotation, cellular component: immunological synapse; tetraspanin-enriched microdomain; membrane. The record is from RefSeq and is a predicted model, not a curated record.
UGCAGUCACUGGAGCGUGGCAGGAAGCAGGGGAGUGUACUGUAGCCUCAGCCUACAAGUUUCUUUGGUUAACUAAGAAAAUUAGAAACUGUCAUGCAAAUACAACAUAUGAUGACUGCUGCUGUAUCUCUUCAUCCACUUUCAUCGACCGUUUGCUGAGACUUUCAACAGACUUUCACCCAGCCCUGAAGACAUCAGCUCUUCUCUGAAAAGUGCCCAUGGAUCUCCUGCACACCUACAAGUGGCUAUGGGUGAUAAUAGCGAUUAUUUUUGCAAGUGGGGUGAUCAGCCUCAUCUUCAUCUUCAUCAACAAGUGCAUCUCCAGACAAGGAAAACACAGGAUCACACAGCUUCACAGAAGAUCUUCCAACCUCACUGUCAAGAGCAACAACUACCAGGAGAGAACCCCCAAAGACUUCACCCCAGCUUUACCUCCUCGGACACAGUUUCUCACAGAAGCAGCCCAAAGCUACGAGAACCUGGCUGAGGACUACGAGGAGUGCACACCAGAAUACGAGCAGGACAAGGGCGACUAUGAGCAGAGCACGCCUGACUACGAGCAGGACAAGGGCGACUACGUGCAGAGCAUCCCUGACUAUGAGCAGGACAAGGGCGACUACGAGCAGAGUAUGCCCGACUACGAGCAGGACAAGGGCGACUACGUGCAGAGCAUCCCUGACUACGAGCAGGACAAGGGCGACUGCGAGCAGAGUAUGCCCGACUAUGAGCAGGACAAGGGCGACUAUGUGCAGGACAUCCCCGACUACGAGCAGGACAAGGGUGACUAUGAGCAGAGCUUCCCUGACUACGAGCAGGACAAGGGUGACUACAAGCAAAGUAUGCCCGACUACGUGCAGGACAUGGACGAGCAGUCUGACUAUGUGGAGCCGGAGGAUGGGGAAGUACUUCUACCUCCUCCUCCUCCAUCGUUCGAGGAUCCAGAUCCAGCGGCAGGUUACUCCUCGGAGGACUAUGAUGACAUUGGAGGCGAGGAUGAAAACCAGGGAGAGGAGGACUACGACGAUGUGGGUUAAGACGAGGAGAAAACAGGAGAGAUAUUAUUCUGAAGUAAAAGACACUGUUGACUUUUCUUAUCUGAAUCUUGCUGAGCAGACAGAUCAGAAAUGAACCUUACCACAUAUUUCUUUUUGACUGUGUUUUUUGAUAUUAUUCAUAAAAAAGUAAAGAACAAAUGACGUAUCUGUAUUAUAUGUACAUAUUAAAGCACAAACGACAGGACUGAAGAGACCAAAAUCUGAAGAAAAUAUAGGUGGUAUUCAGACAACAGGGGCAAAAGGUUUUGACUCUAGUCAUGGAACCUUCAGCUAAUUUAUUUUCCCUUUAACCAACAUUGUUUACAGGCUACAAGUCGUUGUGCUGAACAACCAGAUAGCGGUUAUGUGACACAUGUUGCAUAGUUUCAGUAUUUUUAAAUUGUAAACAAUGUCUGUGACUAACUGAUCUAACAACAGUGGUCUUUUUAUAUUUCUGAUUUAAAAGCUAAUAUUGUAAUCUACAUAUUUUUUAAAAACUAUUUUGAUUUUUUUGUCAAAUACAAUUUAAAGGAAUUAGUUAUAUGUUUUGCUUUCAUGGUGAGAGUUCCAUCAGAAGAUUGAUAUGACUCUCUGAAGUUGACUCUCUCUGAAAACAGGGGGAAACAGCAAGCCUGGCUUUGUCCAGCAUGUUAUGUCUCAGGCUGUUCUCAUGCACUGUUCGUACAUGUACAUAUGAAAAGUAAUGCACCAGAAGUCGCAUAUAUCCCAUGUAAUUGUGAAGGCUGUGAUUACAUGUCCAAUGCACUGAUGGGAAUAAAAAAGGAAGUAGUUUAAAGGCCAAAACUCCA